Messenger RNA from Erythranthe guttata (spotted monkey flower), 2598 nucleotides. Its product is annotated as ubinuclein-1. The record is from RefSeq and is a predicted model, not a curated record. Lineage: Eukaryota; Viridiplantae; Streptophyta; Magnoliopsida; Lamiales; Phrymaceae. Gene Ontology annotation, biological process: chromatin organization. Gene Ontology annotation, cellular component: nucleus.
AAAGUGUAAUUUAGUGAAGAUCUGUGUACUUUCCACAUUUUCUUACUUCAUCUGUACCAAUCUACGGCCGUUACAAAUCCGGCAAAAGAAAGAGACGGCAAUUAAGAAAAAAAUAAAUUAAAAAAAAUAAUUAAAAAAAAAAUCCCCCUUUUCCCUCUCACUUUCCGAUCAACUACACUCUAGGGUUUCCCCUCUCUUUACCAAGUCACCGAUUAAUGGUAGAAACCGGUGCAGGUGGCGGUCCGGUACCGGAUUCCGGGUCAAAACCCUCGUCCUCAUACGAAUCAUCCGGUGACCGUCUUCGAUUUACGGUGGAGCUCCGGCCCGGAGAAACGACUAUUGUUUCCUGGAGAAAGCUUCUGAAAGAGGCCACUUCGAAUAAGCCCAAUGCGCCUGGCCCGUCGAUUUCUCGCCCACCUACGGAAAUCCGUCAGCAGCCGGUUUCUCAGCCCCAGCUUCCGCCUCCUGCGGCGGCGGCGGCGGUGUCGAAGAAACCGGCGGAAGAUGAAGUGAAUGAUCCGCUAGCUCAGCCCAACCGUUUGAGUACUGUGAUUGAGAGAAUCGAACGAAUGUACGCGGGUGAUGGAAGUAGCGAAGAAGAAGAUGUUAUUCUAGAUGACGUGCCUGAUGAUGAUGAGUAUGAUACAGAAGAUUCUUUCAUUGACGAUGCUGAGUUGGACGAUUAUUUCCAGGUUGAUAACUCGGAAAUAAAGCAUGAUGGUUUUUUCGUUAAUCGUGGGAAGUUGGAGCGAGUUGAAACUGCCAUACCCACACACCAGCAGCCAAAGAAAAGGAGACGUAAAGAUGUCGCAAAAGGUCAAGGUGGGGAUGAUGAUUCACAUACUCCAAAUAAACACCUGAAAAUAGAGAACAAAGGUAGAAAAGCAACAUCCUCGUUUGAAAGAAAUUCAACUAGUCAGUCGCUCAGAGUGGCUGCGGCAAGUGUACAAAGUUCGGAUGCUGCUGAAGUUUCGUUAAAAAAGAAAAAUGCAGAUUCACAAAUUACAAUGGAUCCUUUGGCACUGUCAAAAGCUGAUGGUGUCCGGCAGGAUAAGGAUUCACAAAGCCAUAAUCACAAACUGAAAGAAAGUAGUGAACCUCAAGAAACUUCCGGUCAGAGGUCAAAUGAUAAAAGCUCGCACGUAAGCAAAUCUCACUCGGGAAAACAAGUAAAUAAUGCCGGCGAGCUGGAUCUUGCUACUCAAAGAAAGGAAAAAAGUGGACUCGUUGAAAGAUUCGAUCUUAAUGUUCCUGCAAGCAGGGACUCCUCGCAAACAACAAAGGUUCCCCUCGUGCCGAAGAAAGAAGGAUCUAGUGUUAGGCCCAAAACCACAAUGCUGGACAAGGCCAUUAGAGAGUUAGAGAAGAUAGUUGCUGAAUCUAGACCGCCUUCAACAGAGGUCCAGGAUGCAGAUAGUUCUCAGUCAGUCAAAAGAAGAUUGCCACCAGAAAUAAAGCAGAAGCUGGCUAAAGUUGCUAGAUUAGCGCAAGCCGUCUAUGGAAAAAUUCCAAUGGAUGUGAUAGAUCGUCUGAUGAGCAUUGUUGGCCACCUGAUGCAAUUAAGGACACUUAAGAGAAAUAUCAAAGUUAUGGCUACUUUGGGAUUGUCAGCUAAGCAAGAGAAGGAUGAUCGGCUGCAGAAGAUAAAACAAGAAGUUGUCGAGAUGGUUAGGCAGCGGGUUCAACACAUGAAAUCCAAAGUUGAGCAACAAACUACAAAUACAGACGAUUUUGAAGAAGCUGGCCCAGAAGAAAAAGGGGCCUUGAAACGAAAAUAUAGCAUUGAUGAUGCAUUGGAGAAUAAAAUUUGCGACUUAUAUGACCUAUAUGUUGAGAGACUAGAUGAAGAUUCAGGCCCACCAGUCAGAAAGCUGUACGAAGAGCUUGCAGCACUGUGGCCUAGUGGAGCCAUGGAUACUGAUGGAAUUAAACGAGCAAUAUCUAAAGCCAAAGACAGAAGGAGGGCAUUAUCUGGUCGACGCAAGGAUGAAGAGAAAAUGAAGAACAAGAAGUUGUUGGCACAAAAAACAGAGGAUACGAUUAAAAAGGAAGUCAUUAAUGUCAAUCCAGCACUUCACAUUCACGAGAAAGACGCUUCAACAUUGCCGAGCAAGCCAGUUCAGAGUGCUACUCGAGUUCCUCUGCCCUCAGCCAAUGUGCCCAACACGGACAAACCAAAGCAAGAAAAAGCAAAACGGAGCCCCAAUAGCAAUAAUAACCCCGUUGAUGCUGACGUGGCAACGGAUGCAUUACCCAAAAAGAAAAUGAAAAGAAAGGCAAGUACAGAUAUUGUUGAAGUUCAAUUUCACUCGGAGAAGGCUUCGGUUUCGCAGGCUGAGGAAAGAGAGAGACACAAGUAUGUGUCUUGAUUUACUUUACUUUUCGAUUUCCAUUUCCGGUGUGGAGUUAAUUCAAAUGCGUAAAUUUUUGUAUUUGUUGUCAACAUGUAUUUUGAUUUUUAAUACUAUAGGAGUAGGUUAGUUGAAAAACUUGCUGAAAUACAUAAUUCAGUGUUCUUUUCAUUGCUUGAAGUUAUACUGUAUAAUGUAUAUAUAUCAACUGGAUUUGUGGUAAUAUUUUUAUUUUUUUUUAAUAAUC